UAGUAUGGGUGAAGGCUUUAUGUUAUAAAUAAAAAUAGGGAAGAAAAUAAGAAUAGCAUAGAGAAAGGGGAAUCUCAAUCAAUCAGGUAACGGGAACUUUUUUAUCAGUUCCGUUGGAGAGCAAGCUUAGCUGUGUGGAGACGACAACUACCACCCAUUUCCAAAGUUACAGAGAGGACAUUACCUCCUUGUUUCUUCCGUCCUCGACUCUCUUUCUCCCUAUACCCAAACUAUAAACCUCGGAUUUUCCUUCCUCUGUCUUUUGCUCCCUUCGCACGCGCUUUUUUCCUUAUACGCUAAGAUUUCACACGCCGAUCUGCUUUUCUUUUCUUUCAUUCUUUCAUUCCUUCGACGCCGAAAUGUGGUGGAUGAUGGGCGAGGCUGGAGGGAACUACUCUUCUAAGAAGACCGAUGAUCUGUGCAGCAAUGUUUGUGGCCAGGAAUCAAGUCAAGUUUCAAGCAUGUCAAGGAUUCGUUGCAUUCUGCGUGGUUUGGAUGUUAAAACCUAUAUCUUCAUGUUUGCCGUUGUCCCAAUGUGCAUCUUUGGAUUCUAUAUACAUGGGCAAAAGAUCUCUUACUUUCUGAGGCCCCUAUGGGAAAAAGCACCAAAGCCUUUCAAUGUCAUCCCUCAUUACUAUAACGAAAAUGUCACCAUGGAGAAUCUCUGCAGACUUCAUGGCUGGGGAGUCCGGGAAUAUCCUAGACGUGUUUAUGAUGCUGUGUUGUUUAGUAAUGAGUUGGAAAUACUAACCUUGCGAUGGAGAGAACUGUACCCUUACAUAACUGAUUUUGUUCUCCUUGAAUCAAAUUCUACGUUUACCGGAUUGCCCAAACCUCUGGUUUUCCAAAGCAAUAGGGAGCAGUUCAAAUUUAUCGAGCCACGAUUAACUUAUGGUACUAUUGGUGGGAGAUUUAAGAAGGGAGAAAACCCAUUUGUUGAGGAGGCAUAUCAGCGUGUAGCAUUGGACCAGCUCCUCAAGAUAGCUGGUAUUAGUGAUGAUGACUUGUUGAUUAUGUCUGAUGUGGAUGAGAUACCAAGCGCUCACACUAUUAAUCUCCUGAGGUGGUGUGAUGAAGUACCCUCAAUCCUUCAUCUGCAGCUGAAAAACUAUCUCUAUUCAUUUGAAUUUCGCGUUGAUGAUAAGAGUUGGAGGGCUUCAAUUCACAGGUAUCAGACUGGGAAGACAAGGUAUGCACAUUAUCGCCAAUCUGAUGACAUGCUGGCCGAUGCUGGCUGGCAUUGUAGCUUUUGCUUCCGUCGGAUCAGUGAUUUCAUUUUUAAGAUGAAAGCCUACAGCCACUAUGAUAGAGUCAGAUUCUCUCACUAUUUAAAUCCUGAUAGAAUUCAGAAGGUAAUAUGCAAAGGUGCUGAUUUGUUUGAUAUGCUGCCGGAGGAGUACACUUUCAAGGAUAUCAUUGGCAAAAUGGGACCAAUACCACAUUCCUAUUCUGCAGUUCAUCUUCCUGCUUUUCUUCUGGAAAAUGCUGAGAAGUAUAAAUUCCUUUUGCCAGGAAAUUGCAAAAGAGAAAGAUGAUUUUGGAAAGUCAUUUCUGAUACUGGCUUGUUCUGAGCUUGUAGCUUGUACAGCUCAAGUGACUCUCCUCUGGGUUUUUAACUGUGGUUGUGAUAAUUGUGUGUCAGUUUCACUCAUACAGCUCUAUCUUUGUCCAGUGAGAUAUUCUUUGGGAAUUCAUUCAUUUCGGAUAAAUUCUUUGAUCUAGAGGGAAUUCUGUAUAUAGUUACCUGGACUUCAUUCGAGGGGAGCAGCAGCAUUUCUACCUUUGAGCGACUGUUUGAGAAGAGGCUUGUCUUCAUGAACCGUGUUUAUCAUUAAUGUGAUUGAUCCCCAAUACACGAGAUUAGUCUAAAAUCCCCCACUUUUUCCUGUAUGGGAAGUUUUGUUUUGCAGACCAAUUAUUUUCGUAUUAUUCUUUGUUUAUGCUAAUUAUCUAAUCCGAUUGGUUGGUCUACUAUAU
This is a messenger RNA of Vigna umbellata (rice bean), 1977 nucleotides long. RefSeq lists its product as uncharacterized. NCBI's taxonomy places the organism in Eukaryota, Viridiplantae, Streptophyta, Magnoliopsida, Fabales, Fabaceae. Gene Ontology annotation, cellular component: membrane. The record is from RefSeq and is a predicted model, not a curated record. Gene Ontology annotation, biological process: N-acetylglucosamine metabolic process. Gene Ontology annotation, molecular function: beta-1,4-mannosylglycoprotein 4-beta-N-acetylglucosaminyltransferase activity.